GAGUUGCUGAGUUGUGACAUUCGAUCAACGGUGAAGAGUUACGAUUGUAUAUGUGAAACACUGGUAUUUGCCGUUGUACCUAAGGUUAUAUCUGAUUUUGAAGCCUCCUGUCUAAUCGUGAAAACCUCCUGGAUUUGUUGUAAAACCAAGCUACAUUCAUCAAACCUUUUUUUAGCUGUACACACUGUAUGCAUAUGUAUACAUGUAUAGAGCUCUUGUGCAAAUGGCAUUGAUCUGUGACGGAUACUGGUACUACAAAUCAAUAUGAAAGUACAUGUAGUUGUUUUUUUUGGUCAUAUUGAUAUGCCUGUGGUUUUUAUAGGGAACUUGAACAUGAUAACAUGUUGAUGAAUAAGCAUUUAUGAUAUGAUGCUUCCAUUAUCAUAUUACAGUGACAAGGACGGGUGUAAAGUGUGGGACUCAGGAACAGGGAUGUUUGUUCGGACAUAUAAGUCACAACCUUCAUGUCGAGUGUGUAUUAUAGCCAUAUAGGUUGAUGUUCAGUAGUACAAGUAGCUAAACCAUGGGAAAGCCAAUUAAGUUAAGUGGUCUUGAGGCCAAAUUCAACAAGUUGCGGAAAUAUAAACUGAAGUUUCAAGCAAGCUCGUCAGGAAAAGAAAGUUAUAGCCAAGAACAAAGAAAUGAUUCAAAACAGACUUUUGGGAUGUCAUCAUCCAAAUCAGUGGACAAAUUAAACCGAAACUGUAACUUGGACAAUGUUGACAACAGGAAGAGCCUCAAUGUAGACGAACUGAGUAUGAGUCAAAAUCGGAAAGGUGAAAAACAGGAUAUUAAAUGUUCAUCAAUUCCACGCAGUAAGUCAUGUGUGAUGAUAAAAGAUUGUCGUUAUGUAGAAAGCGGAAAAAGGAAGGAGGGACACGUGACAGAGAAAAAGUGUAGAGAUAUAAGUGUUGCUGCCAAUGUCCAGUCAGACAGGAUGAGUGAGGAAGACGGUCAGGAAUGGCUGUACGACUUACUGACCGAGGUCCAGCUAGAGCAGUUCUACACCAAACUAAGGGAUGACCUCCAAGUCACCAGGUUGGCACAUUUUGACUAUGUCAAAGGAGAAGACCUGGAGAAGAUCGGUAUGGGGAAGCCCGCCAUACGUCGCCUUCUGGACACCGUGAAGCGCAAACGAACAACAAGAAAGUCACGCAUCUUGGAAAAGAUUCUGCCAAGUACAAAACUUUCAGAAAAGUCGAAUGGGAGUAACGGCAAGAAAACAUCAGGAUCCCCUGUCAAGUAUACCGGUGACCACACCCUCACUUGUCUCAUCAAUGAGCGGUCACUAGAAAUGACCGUCAAGCUUGGUAAUGGAUCAUUUGGGGUGGUCAGAAAAGGCUCUUGGACAACACCACCUGGCAAUAAGAAGACUGUUGCUGUAAAAAUCCUCAGAAACGAUGCUCUGUCACAGCCAGGCGCCUUUGAGGAUUUCGUCAAGGAAGUGAACGCCAUGCACACGUUAGACCACCCCAACCUCAUACGCCUGUAUGGAAUCUGUCUGUCCAGUCCUCUCAUGAUGGUGACAGAGUUGGCUCCAGGGGGUUCUCUGUUGGACAAGUUGCGUAAGGAGCAGGAAAAACUGUUGAUCAGUACUCUGUGCGAGUAUACCAUUCAGAUUGCCACAGGCAUGAGUUAUUUGGAGUCAAAGAGGUUCAUACAUCGUGACCUUGCCUGUAGGAAUGUGCUUCUGGCAGUAGAAGACAAGAUAAAGAUUGGAGAUUUCGGAUUGAUGAGAGCUCUCCCAAGCCAAGAGGACCAUUAUGUCAUGUCUGAGCAGAAAAAAGUUCCAUUUGCCUGGUGUGCACCAGAGAGUUUGAAAUCUCGCCAGUUCUCCCAUGCUAGUGACACCUGGAUGUUUGGAGUGACUCUCUGGGAGAUGUUUACCUAUGGUCAGGAGCCGUGGAUGGGUUAUAACGGCUCACAGAUUUUACAUAAGAUCGAUGUUGAAGAUGAGAGACUUCCCAAACCUGAACAUUCCCCAACCGACAUUUACCAACUCAUCCUGCAGUGCUGGUCCUAUCAGGCGGAGAGACGACCCACAUUUGUGGCUCUCAAAGAUUUCCUGACCGAGGUGAGACCCCCUGAUAUGAAGGUCACUCAAGCUUUCUGUGAGGUGGGUAAACUGGAGAUUGAAGAAGGAGACUAUGUGACAGUCAUUGAUGGCAGACCAGACUGUUACUGGUGGAGGGGCCAGAACAAGAGGACCAACAAUAUAGGAACAUUCCCGCGCCAGUGUGUGGACCCUCAGAGACGUCUCGCUAGUAACGAUAUCAGCAAGCCACUGAAAAACAGCUUUAUACAUACUGGCCAUGGUGACCCGGGAGGCAAGAACUGGGGGGACCCAGGCAAGAUUGAUGAAGUAUAUCUGAGAAACCCUAUGGAGCCUCCAGACCUGAAUGAGGUUGUCCACGAUGUGCGUCCAACACAGCUUCCUAGCCGCAGCAAAAGACCAUUUACCAACCAGUUCAAGAUGUUCAAUUAUAACAAGCUGGUCAAUGAGGAGACAGGCAGUGCCUUCAAACCGACAGCUGUAGGCAAGGCCACGGCCAUAGUAACGGCCACCGCCAGCAAUCCAACCACACCUGCUGCCCACGGAAACACAUAUCCCAGGAUAUCUAAAAGUGUUCCGACACCAGACGACAAACCAUUAAUUGAUUUGAGUGAUGAAUUGGAGGUUACCGAUUCACAAUUGGGGAUGAAACAGUCGGCACCAAGUACACUAUGUUUGUUUGAUUCCCUUCUCAACAAUAGCGCCUCACAGUAUGGGAAUAUUGAACUUCAGAAACCGUUACUACACGAUGGAACAACACCGUCAGACCCAUUCGAGGUGCAUAAUUCAUUAAAAGUGAUAUUUCCAUCAGGUGUACAGAACUCGUCCGGCAAUGUAAAGGGUACUCAGAGUGUUAACACUUCCUUGAAGGGACCUCACAGCCUUCCAGGCUCGUUGAAGCAUAAUCCUUCUCGACCAGCUAGACAUCCCAUUGUAUAUAGUCGAACACAUUCAACGGAGGAAAAAGUGAAUAACACAAAAAAAGAGGGACAGACACCUGGGGCACCUCCGCCACCUCCAAGGGAGAAUAACUCUGGAUACGAUACGCAACCAAAUACAGUGAAAUACAGCUCACAAAAUGAAAGGUGUAACACUGCUCCUUCGGCUGAGAACAAUGAUAGGACAAAUGUGCAAUCCAACAGUGAAUUUUCGGAAGGUAAGGUGAAAAUUUUAAAGUCACCUUGCCAUAGUGCUUCAGUAUUAUCACAGGGUCAGAAUGUUUCCACGGAAACCAAACAAAUGGGUCAAUUUGAAAAAGGAAGUGUGGGUGAAUGUGAAAAAGAAAGAAGGAGAAACUCGCAGAAGACAGAUCGUGCAUUUGAUUGGUUAAAAGAUGCCAUAAGUAACUUCUCAGUAGCGUCAUCUGACAAACAAUAUGUGGGGGUGCCCCCUAUGUACGAUGACGUUCCAGUGGAAGAAGAACAGUACAAUGUAGUGAAACCAAAACCAUGUUUCGCCGGAAUGGUUUCCAACACAUUCACCCAGAGCUCUGCACCAAGGUAUGAUGAGGUUCCGACUGAAAUAGACAUCUCUGACAUUAAACCACGGGAGCACUAUGCUCCACUGAGUACAUUCUCAGAUACCAUGAGUUGGGAUUCAUUUGACUCUGACUUUGACGAUGACCCUGUGACUGGUCGUCUCGCUGCCUCAGCUCCAGUGGAUGUGAUCAAGACACAGCCCAAACAAGCUGGUCAGGGGGAAGAUGCUCCCCCUCCCCUACCCCCGAGGGAUUACCUGUCCAGUAGCCUGGACACAGGGAAGGGGAACUAUUGUACUAAUAAAGACAAACCUAAGCCAAGGAUAUUUCCCAUGGUGCAGGAUGGGAAACAGCUGAGCCAUACUCAUUAUUUUCUUAUCCCAUCGCGAGAUGAAAAGAAAGACAAUUAUUCCCCGAACACGGCUGAAGUGAAACCAUUCAUGGUUGACGGAUGUCAUGUGGAUAGUUCAGUGCCCUUUAAUAGGUCUUCAUCACGUCAUGACUAUCAAAAUCUCACGGAGGUUGAGAUAAGUGCUAAACGCCAUUCAACUGCAAGUGAUGAUUUAUCCUGGACAGGCGUGACAAGCAUGAAAUCAGCCAACCAAGACACAGAUUCUCGUAAAUUUUCCCCGAAGAGUAAUAAAGUCGGGAAUUAUCCAGGUCCCAAACGUUCUCAGCCACGCUCUAUGCCCUGCCCGAGUUACAAUACAUCGGUGGAUCCAUGCAUGAUGUCCUCCUCACCCCGUGAAAAAGUUUUCCAUGUGAUGAACAGUGUCCUUGGUGUGACAGACGACGAGUGCCAUACGGCCCUGUGUCAUUGCCACUGGGAUAUCGACGAGUCAGUCAGAUAUCUCAAGGUCGAACAGCUCUUCAGACUUGGUGUGACCUCACGUGCGCAUUGUGAGAGUUUACUCAAAGCACUGAAUUGGAAUUUGGAACUGGCAAGUUCUGUAAUGUUAGAUGAACUGAAGUCGGCGGUAUCCAUGGAAUCUACAGUAUGAUUUAAAGUAUUUGUUAAUUCUGUUUUUAUGUGAUUUUGUUGACUACUGUUGAGCCUCUUUGAUCAAGCCACUGUUAAUUAAUCUGGUUAGCAUACUAUCCAGCCAGUGGCUCAGAGAUAGGUUUUGCUCUUACCUCAGGCAGGUUUAUCAACACUUUUCCUGGUGUUAGAUCUCACCCGGCGGUUGAGAUGGGGAUUCCCCCAGUCAAAACAACACGACACAUUGACAUUGCAUUGACAUCAUAUCAACAGUGUAUUGGCCUAGUUAUGUCAACAUUGCAUUCAUGAAAUGGCCAACAGGUUAACAGAAAAAAUCAUUUCUCACAUUGGGAUGAAAUGGGGGAAAUGUCUUAAAUUGCAAAACACUCUGAAAACUUCAAGUAACAAAGAAAUCUUUCUCUUUGGGUUGAGAUUCCCCUAUGUCAUCCUCAAAUAUAUAUAGGUAAAAGAUUCUAUUUCUCUAUCUUCAAAUUGUCCAAGUGAUCUAACCAUUUUACAAUUGAGAUGGGGAAAAUAAGUCAAUGUGGCAGGAUUAAAGAGGCUCAAUCGCACAAUAACAUACCUGUAUACAUCACACAUAUUUACUCCUCAUUAAAAAAGUUUUAUUUUGGCAUUAUUUUCUUGUCGAUCAAUAUUUAUAUAUAAUGUAAUAGUGAGCUAGUGAUAAGCAUAGUUAUAUACUCUAAUCUUCCAGAAACAGAAAUCAUUAUAUUUAAUCAAACACAACACUUUAAUCAUCCCUUCAGAUUUUACCUAUUGUUACCGACUGUUGUCUUUUUCACAUCAUUGUACUGCAUAAGUUGUAUUCAUGUUGCAUUUAGAAAUCAUGUUACUGCAGACAAAGUAGAAUGUUUGUUGAGAAAGAUUGUAUAUUGGAAAGAAAGUUUAUUAAUCGAUAUGAUAAACAGGGGAAUAAUGAAGUAAAAUGUUUCAAAAGAUUAUUAUAAAGGUCACGUAAUUAACUGUUACUUAUAUGUGUAUCACAAAGCUUCACUAGUUAUGGAAAGUAUAACAGCAGUUAGUGGAUAACUUCACUAUUUUUUGUGUUUAAUUGUAUAUUACCUGGUGAAUGUUUCAUUUUUAUCCAAGACUGGAAUAUUUUAUAAAAAUAUCUUGUUGACUCAGUAAAGAUGAAAGUUUUUUUUUUGCAUUGUGGAAAUGUUCUUAUUGACAUUGUGUUAAGACACGUUGAUGAAAAUAAUACCAUUUAUUUGUACCAUAAAUGUAGGAGUGUGAAAAACUUUCUACAGCCAGAAAAUGUCCACUUUUCCUGCAGCAGAUUAAAUUUAGCACUCAUGUAUCCCUUUAACAGCAUCACUGUAAAACUGCUGAAUAUCACUUCAGUGACUUGAGUAUUGGUCGACAUGAUUGAUCUUAUGAUUUAUAAGAAAUCUGGUACGAACCAAGAAACAGAUAACAGAUCAGCAUUCGGCAUUACAAUCUUUUAAUGCAAUAAUAAUUAUUCAUGCUCACAGCAGGUAAUUACCGGGACCCAAGAUGUAUACAUUCGUCUUCCUAAAGGAUUGAAAUUUUAUCUACUUUCAUCAAACGGAACUGAUUCACAAUUGAUACACAUUUAUAAGCAGAUAAAAGAAAUUUGUAACCAAGUAAAAUGUGUGUUUCUAAUGAAAAAAAGUUAACCAUGAGGAUUUUAAUUCAGAUAAGAUGUAACAUUUUAAAGUGUAAAGUCUGGCAAUUCUGGUCGAACGAAUCAAACCAUUCAGAUUGAGAUAAACGAAAUGGCCCAUGCAACAAGAAGAAGGGAGAUAACUCUGUCAUCCUUUUUCUGAUCAGGUUUUUUAACAUGCAUGAUACAAUAUUGUGCCAUGUGGACGAAAUGCAAUUAUUUCUUAAGGUUUUACUUAUUAACAUGUGAAUAUUACUUCUCAAUUUUUUUACUACAUCAUAUAUUAAUUUUUAAAGCUACACAGUAUCAUGUUAUUGUGUACAGUAGUACCUAAUAAUGGUCGUCUGGGGAUAGAAAUUAAACCACCCGACAGCUGGUAGUUCAUCAAAAUCAAACUUUAAAAUGUUUUUGAGUUUCUGUUCUUGUGAAUCUAUUUGAAAGUUAUUGUGAUUUUCAAAAGUGGUGAAAUGUUAAAAACUUGUCAAUAUAUAUACUGCUAUUUAAUGUAAAAAUUUGCAUAGUUUCAUGUUAAGCGUCAUUGACGAAUUGAAGUACAUGUACUAUGCUAAAAAAUAUUUUAAGUAUAUAUAUACUUGCAAACUUAUGUCCUGUCAAAUAUCUUUGGAAAUAUUGGCUCAUACAAUUAAGUGAACAUGAAAUAAAAUUACUGGUAAUCUAUCAAUGUAUUAGUGAGCUGUUUUUUCAAAAUUCCAUAAAUUAAUGAUAAUCAUAUUUUUUGUGAUCUUCAGUACCAGGUCACCUACAUAUCGUGUUUAUUUCUUACUCGAUUUAAUCAAUCAAAUUUACUGCAAAUUUUUUAUUAUUGUUGUUUUGUUUUCAUUAUUUCUGCAAAAAUUAGAUCAAGUUAAAACAUUUGUACAAAUUUGAGAAAUGCUUUAGACGUUCCUUAAGCUUUGUCGUGAUCACAUUGCAACUACGGUCUAAUUUUAACCGUUUCACAAACAUAAAACUGAGAAUAUGAUACCGCCGAUUUUUAUUUUAUGUAUAAAUCAGUGAAAAAUUUCAUCUACAAAACCUUUCUAUGAUAUAUCUGUGUAAAUGAAUAUUUUAAUUAAAUGUAUUUUUAAUUUCUUUUAAAUAAUCAAAAAUGUCGGUGUUGUUUGAAUUGUUCCUGUAGAUGGUUUUGUUUUAUUUAUUUUGAUUCUGAUACUUUGCCUCUGCUAAAGUUGACCCACUCAUCCUUUUAAAUAUCUGUGUCCUGCAAUGCACCAUCUCAUUCCAGAUUUUAAUUUAAUUGAUAUUUGACCUGAACAAAAUGUUUGACCUCACGCUCACUUACUUGUGCAAGAGUGAAAACUGCAAUAAAAUAGAGAAGGGAUAAAGAUACCCAGUUAGCAAUGUAUUUUUCGGUUUAGUAGCUAGGUUGCCAAUUAUAUAUGUAUUGCGAGUAUGUAGUUCACUAGACCCUUACAAGAAAGACUUGGUUUUCUAAAUCAUUAAGUUUGGAAACCAAUAUGUCACAAUGAAAUGAAUGUCCUAUUGUCAAACUGAAAACACUGUUGGGUGGUGCUGUUACAGUCUCGGCUAAUGUGGAAAUUGUUUCAACAUAUCUCCUUCUAUCACCCCUCACUUGAGAAAGGUCUGUAUUAACCAUCAUCAGGCAUAAACAAUAUUUUAAAAUAUGUUAAAAUAUAAAAACUCAGGAACAGAAAAUUGCAAAAAAGUUUUGAAAGAGGUCAUUUUUUUUUUAUAUUGAUAGAAAUUAAUUACUGACAAUCUCUUAGAAUUUUUUUUACGCGUAUCAGUGGUAGAAUAUUUAGACCUUUAAUGCUUUAAUAGACUUCAGCAUGCAUAAAGUGUUUUGUCUGUGAUAAAUACAUUGGGUAGCCUGCAAUGGAACAUGAUAUUAUUAGAAGAAUUUAUGUUUGAUCACAUGAUAUAAAACAAAGUUACAGUACAUGUGAUUACAAAAUUAAAAAAAUAAAUAAACAGAAACUGCCCUCUCCAUUUGUAUCCAAGAUAUAUUUUCGGAGUAUAAAACAAAUUUAAACAUAAUCUAAGAUGUCAUUUAGUGUGAAUCAAUGAUAUGUUUGCUUAAUGAUAAUUACUUUAAAGCUCCUAUUACAGAUUGUAUCAGAUUAACCGAUGAUCACUAAUGAUUGUUAUCAAUGACUUGUAUUUGUAACUUAUAUAUAACAAGGUGUUUUAUAUAUGAUAGAUCUAUAUGUAGUGAACUGAAUUCAGUCAUGUGAAACUUCACCAACUUGAAAUGCAUAAUUUUAAUCAAUUCAAUUUUUGCUUAUUACAUUGUAUUAUAUAUUACCCCAGGGACCUAAGAAUUGGCUACAGUUUAUGUAUGGUGGUUUUGGCCUGUCUUGAUGUGUAAGGAAUCUUAUUAGACAUUUUAGGGGUUCAGAGCAACACUCUGAAGAUGUCGCUCCAUUGAUGGUAAAUGCAUUUUAAACAAGUGUUGAUCUAAACCCCAGAAACGUUAAGUACUACUUACCACACAUCAGGAAAGGUCAAAACUUGUGUGCUGUAAAUAAUUCUCAGGUCCCUGUGUGUAUUGAAACUUAAAAAAAAAAAGUCUUGGAAUUCAGUGUUAUGAUGAUAACUACUGUUAUCACCAUGCAUUUGGUAAAUUAUGUACACACAUAUACUCUGUUUGUGUAAUCAUAUAAAAAGAAAAUUGAAUUUGAAUUUUUUUCUCAAAGAUUUAUGCUACUGUAUGAUGACAUAAUGUACCUCCUUUCAAAAAUAACUUCCAUGCCAAGAAUCCUGUGAAAUACUUUUUUAUGAUUUUUUUCUUUCACUUUUGAAAUUAACUGUACAGGCAAUGGAAAGUUACAAGGGAGAUAACUCUAACACAUAUCAUAAUUUGUAAGCUGGAGGUAUUAUAUAUCCUAAACAUGCCAUAAGGCUAAUGAAGUUUGAACAAGUAGGUGCAACUGUUAUGUUAGAUGUUGGCCAGUGUUAACUGUGAGCUUUAGUCCGUCCUAUAGAAUAUCAAAAACUUGUUAAAAUGUUCGCAAUUAAUCUGUAUGUUAUUGUUAUACUCACCUGUGAUUAAGCCAACCUCCUUGGUUAACCGCUUCUAUACGAGAAUGGUUACCUGAAAGAAAUUUGUCAUUAACUGUGAAUACAGUUUACAGUUUUCCAGGGAGUAAGUAUAGGUCAUGUACUCAAGUUAAGUGAAUGUUUUCAAUGAUUAUUGUCCUACUGAUUCAAUUAUAUACAAUCAACCCAUGUUCUGAUUAGUCAGAAUUCUAUUUUACGUGUUUACAGUCGGGGGAAAUCCACUUCGGAUUUUGAGAUUUGCAGGUGUUCAUGCAUAUAUAUCGAUAGAUCUACUAAUGGGGCAGUUAAACCAAGAAGUACAUCUGUAAACUCAAAACACAGAAGGAUGAUUGUAUCUACAAUCUAUAUUCCUUUAUCAUCACACUUUAGGAUACUGGCUUUGAUCAUUAGUUUUGGCUUUUUCCUAUUUGUUGAGGGGUUAAUCCUGUUUAGAUUUCUAUAUUCUCUGAUAUUCACAAUUUUAAGUAAUGUUCAGUAACGUUUCACCGAGUAAUUGCAAUUGUAUUUCCAGUCAGUUUUGACUUAUUGUAACAUUUUUCCAUCUUAUUAUGCAAAUAUUUCCACAUUACAAAUAAAAUACCUUUCCACAUCAGGAAGCAUCAGUUGAACUUAUGCCCGAUUCAAACAGAUUUGGAUGACCAUGCAAUACUUAUUGUUAUUAAAAACAAUAAAGUUAUCAAAUCAAAUUUUGAUAGAUUUCUGACUUAAAAACUUUUAUAUUUUAAAGUGACCAAUUAAGUUUUUGGUUAACUUUACCAAGACUAAGCAAUCAAUUAGUUUUCUACUGACUACAAGAUUUAACCACGCACAUCUACAUGUUAACCCUUUCACCCCAAGGUAACUUUAGUACACUCUAGCAUGCAUUGAUCUGGAUGAGUCCAUUAUAGUCUACAGUGGUGAAAGGGUUAAAAGGGUUUUGAUCUUUGUGCAUUGAUGUAAAUGCAGUGAAUAGACAAGUUAAUUUGCUUUAUGAUCAUAAAUAAUAAUCAUUGUUAGAAUAUAACAAAUGUUAAAUCAAGUAUUAUUAUGUAAUCAACAAUGUGACACUUUAUAUAUCGAAUUUGUGUGAACUUUUUAUUUUGAGAUUAUAUGAUACAUCACAUUUGAUGCACCAUGCAAAUUUAUCAUUAAGGUUGUUCGACAUUGUCAUAUUGUCAGUUGAAACUUUAUAUAUCUUGGCAUCAGAAGUUAACAAUUGAUAACUUCAUAUUAACCAUUGAUACCUUGAUGCUCAUUGUUAUCACCUGGCGAAAUAAUUACAUAUGUAUGUUUGUGGUAUCCCAACCAACCCUAGUUUACACACACACACACUCCCACUCUCUGUCUGUCUGUCUCUCUCUCCCCUAUUAUUUUCAGUGAAGUUACCUGAAACAUACAUCUUUAUUUUUUUGGCCAUGACAACAUAUAAUGUCAUCACUCGACAACCCUGUCAUCACUCGACAACCCUGUCAUUACUUAGCAACUGCCAUUACUUGAUGACUUGUUAUUCCUUGACAACCCGAUGUCAGCCAUUUGAAACUCAUUGUUAUCCCUUAGCAACCAGAUGUUGUCACUUGACAACUUGUCAUCUUUUACAUAUUCAUGUCAUCCACUCAGUGUUAUCUCAUUACAACCUGAUAUCAUCUCGACAACUUGUUGUCAGUCAUAUACAACUAAUUGGUAACCCAUGACAACUUGUUGUCAGCCAUAUACAACUAAUUGGUAUCCCAUGACAACUUGUUGUUAGCCAUAUACAACUAAUUGGUAACCCAUGACAACUUGUUGUCAGCCAUAUACAACUGAUUGGUACCCCAUGACAACUUGUUGUCAACCUUAUACAACUAAUUGGUACCCCAUGACAACUUGUUGUCAACCUUACACAACUAAUUGGUAUCCCAUGACAACUUGUUGUCAACCUUAUACAACUAUUUGGUACCCCAUGACAACUUGUUGUCAGCCUUAUACAACUAAUUGGUACCCCAUGACAACUUGAUGUUCUCCUUAAUCAUUUGUUUGUAGUUGGAUGACUAUCAGAGUAACAAGACACGUGACAACCAUGUAUGUUAAUGUUGCCUUUUGUUCCUUGAUAGUGUGGAACCAGAAAAGGGAGACAACUCUUCACUGUGUAUUGUUAUGUGUUGCUUCACCCUGCGCCUUAUAAUUUGUAUCACAGAGAGGAAAGAUAUAUUGGAAUCAUGUUUAUGUUAUGAGCUACGAGAGUAAAUUUAUUUCACCGCCGGAGCGUGUGUCAUGUUGCUGAUAUUUUGUGUACCUGUUGCCAUAUUGACUUUCCUCUUGUUAUAGCUACGACGUUGUAUGAACCCCAAGUCAGUCAAACAAAUAAAUAUCUAAAAAUGA
This is a messenger RNA of Mizuhopecten yessoensis (Yesso scallop), 11533 nucleotides long. RefSeq names its product activated CDC42 kinase 1-like. The record is from RefSeq and is a predicted model, not a curated record. The transcript has 14 exons. Gene Ontology annotation, biological process: protein phosphorylation. Gene Ontology annotation, molecular function: protein tyrosine kinase activity; protein binding; ATP binding. Lineage: Eukaryota; Metazoa; Mollusca; Bivalvia; Pectinida; Pectinidae. Bases 524 to 4531 code for a protein of 1335 amino acids.